Papaver somniferum (opium poppy) is the source of this 3010-nucleotide messenger RNA. RefSeq names its product myosin-9-like. The record is from RefSeq and is a predicted model, not a curated record. NCBI's taxonomy places the organism in Eukaryota, Viridiplantae, Streptophyta, Magnoliopsida, Ranunculales, Papaveraceae. The transcript has 3 exons. The coding region runs from base 120 to 2480 and encodes 786 amino acids.
UCCUUUUCUCACUCUAAAAAAAAAACUUCUUCUAUUAUCUCAGAAAUAAUUGCUGCUCGAUAAUUGUUAUCAGAAGCUGAAUCCUACUGGAACAAUCUGUACUCUGCUAAGACGAAUUCAUGGAAGAUGAAAUGGCUUCUCUGUUUGAAGGUAUGAUCCUCUUCAAUCCUUCUGAAAUUUCAGAUAAUAAUAAUAAUAAUGAUACAGACAAUAGUAGUAAAAACGAUCGUGAAUCGAAUCCAGUUGUUGCUAUACCUCAUGUAUCUUCAUCAUCAUCAUUAGCAACAACUUCAUCAGAACCAGUAACAGAAGAAUUAACAAUUUCAUCAUCUCAACCAUUAGAUGAAAACCUUUUCUCUGAUCUUACUCUUGUCACUCCAAUUGAAGACCUAACCUCAAAUCUCCAAUCUGAUUCUCCUUCCACAUCUGCUACUGCUACUUCUACUUCUUUAUCAGCUAAGAUUCCAUCAAUAUCUAGACAGAUUUCUAGAAAGAAAAAGAAAUCAGCUAUUAAGAUUGGAUACGGCAGAGAUUCGUAUAUUCAAGAUGAGCCAUCUCUUUCUUCUCCAAUUGAACCUUCUAAUUCUUCAAUUUCAAUUCAAAAUUCAGAGGCGAAUACCCUUUUGAGAACAGAAUCAGAAAAAUCUCAUCUUUCGACUCAAUCAGAGUCAGAACCUCAAAAUUCAUCAAUUGAGGUUGAGAUUCAAGAAGAAAGAGUCUUGAGCGAUAGGGAUUGUGCAAAUAGUGUGGAGGCUGAAACUAAGCCUGAUCUUGUUCCUGUGCCGGAGACUACUAGAAUCAGUGAUCCUGAGACCAACUGUGAUUCCAUUGAAGAUAAAUUGAUGUCAAUAAAAAAUCAAAUUAGAGAAAAGAUUGAUAAUAUUAGGGUUAUGGUGGACUCUGCCUCUGUAAAGAGAAAGGAGUCAUCGAGAAAACGAAGAAAAGCAGCCGAAAAAGUGAGUUUGUUAUCUAUCAAGUAUAUGGAGUUGGAAAAAGAACUGGAAGAGGCUUGUGAAACUGAAGAUUUUGAGAGAGCGGAAAGAGUGAGUGAGAGCGCGGCGGUAGUGGAAAAGGAGAAGGAAGGAUUUAUGAAUGCAUUGAGAGAUGCUGAGGCAGAAUGUGAUGCUGAUGAUUUGAAGAUGCAAAUGGUUUUGGAGAUGCAAAUUGCAGCUGAAGAAGAAGGUGUACAGUUGUUGGAACAAUUCGCUAAGGAAGCUUCUGACAAUGCAGAUUUGAUAUUGAAGAAUGCACAAGUAUUUUCCUCAAAAGAAAUGGCCCACUGGCAAUCAUCUGUAGAAAACUUAGAGAUAAGAAAGAUGGAGUUAGAAAUUGAAACUGACUUAAUAAAUGAUGCACGUACGGGAUUGGAUAAAUCCAUUGAUCUCUCAGUUCAAGAUGACAAGAGAGAGAAGGAACUUCUUUGUAAGAAGCGAGAUGACUUGAAAGAGGACUUGGAGAAACUGCUUCUUUUGGUUAGACAAAAGGAAGCAGAGAUUGCAGAAAAUGAUUUAAAUAUCCAGGAAGUUGAGAAAAGGAUCGAUAACGGGUUGUCUGGGUUUCACGAAGCACAAACUAGCGUUGAUAUGAAAUUCCAUGACAUGAAGUCCGCUCUUUCUGUAAUGGAGAAAGAAAAUGAAGCCUUAUGCAUUAAGAAGAAAGAAGUUGAUGACUUCGUUGCUCAAGAGGAAAUUAAAGGGGCAAAAAUCAGAGAAUUGACCAGUGUUUCCAUUGCUGAAGCAACAGCAUGCAAAGAGCUCGUUGCUCUAAGAAAAUCUCUGGCAUUACCUAUUUUGAGGUCCAGGGAAGAUAAAGUUAGACUUGCCAAGACUGAAGAGAAAAUUUUGGAGGACGUCCAAAUGCUUAGGCAAGAGGUCUCAGCUGCAAGAACUUCUCUUCAGGAGCUUUCUUCGGCAAGAUCCAAUAUCCAGCAAGAAAUUACUGCUUUCAAGCAAAGGGUUCUUUUCAUUGACAAAAGAAGUCCAGAAUUGGAAGCAGAAAAGAAGGUUGCUGCUGCUGCCAGGAAUUUCAAGGAAGCAGGAAGAAUAGCUGCAGAGGCAAAAACCCUCAGUAUCGAAAUGGAAGGUGUGCAGAUAAAGUUAGAAGCAUCCAUAUCAGAGCUUGAGAAAAUCGAAGAAGAUAUCAAAAACACUGUUGCAAGACUUCAUGAGUCGGAGGAGCUGAUUUUAUGCAAGGAAAAAGAGGCAGCAUUGGCUGGGUGUGAGAGGCUACAUUUAGUUGCUGCUGCAGCAAUUGCUGAAAGAUCAGCUGCUCUUGAAUUCGGUGACUCUGAAGAAGCAAAUGCCUUGCUUUCAGAGAUUGAAACUGCUAAAUCUCAGGCAGCAAAGCUUCAAGAAGCUUAUGGUCUUGAAGAGAAGUUUGCAAAUUCAGAAAAUCACUUGAUCUCGAUGGAACUCAUAGCGAAUCUUGGAAGUGAUCAGUUAUCUAAAAUGGUUUCUUCUGUUUCUGUCACUACAACAUGAGGGUAACCCGAUAAUAACAAUAUUGGACAUUCUUCAAAGAAACGCAGAGUAACCCUUACCUUACUGCUUGUUUUAAAUACUUUUAGGGGGUCAAGUCAAAGUAGACGUAAGAAGGAGAACGCAUCCAUAUAUGUGCAUUACCAAUCUACAUUCACUCCUCAGACUUCGUCUGGUUUAGGUACCCAUAAUUGGAGCAAACGUCUUCCAUUUCAUUUGCAUCUCAUCAAGUGGUUCGAUUUUAGAGACUGCAUCUUUUGCUGAUCAGGAGAUUCCACUGGUUACUAGUUCCUGCUCUCAUCUUUAUUGAUAUUUUUUUCCCCUUAGAUCAUUCCCUGAAUAGAGAAAAUCAGUUCUGUAAUUUAGUAAAAAGAUUUCCAUUUUUUUUUCUUGCAUACAAAGUUCUUCUGAUUUUUUUUCCUGCAUACAAGGUUCUUCUGGAAAUGGAAGUACAGUACUUUUUUCUGUCAGUUUGUAUUGUUUAAAACACUGAAGGUGAGAAUUGAUAGAAUUGUGAAUGAAUUUUGAAUUUA